AUGGCCAUUCAAGCGCACUGGUAUCCAAAUAAUUCUGCUUCUCCAUUCUUGAACAAUGGUUAUUGUUCUGCUGGCUUCAUUGACUCUGGCAUCAGUUUUCAGCAGAAACAUCAUCAUCAACAACAACAGCUAGCACAACAGCAUUUGAGAGAGUUAUGCGAUGGGAGUCAGGGAACUGUUGAUCCAAAUCUUUCAAAAGCGUUGAAUUCUCCUAUGCUCGCUAUUCAGUUUGAGAAACAAUGGGAAGAGAUUGAUCAGUACAUCAAAUCUGAGGAUGAGAAAUUGAGAUAUAUGAUACAAGAGCAUGGGAAACAGCAGGUAAUAGCAUUGCUGAAGAAACUGGAAAUUCGUUCACUUCAUAUCCUGAGGGAAAAAGAUGAAGAAAUUGCGCUAGCCAUGAAGAAAAGGUUGGAGUUGGAAGAGUACUUAAGAAGGCUAGAGGCGGAAAACAGCAAGUGGCAGAGGUUGGCUCAGGAGAAGGAAACCAUGGCAUUGUCCCUGUACAAAACUCUGGAGGAAAUGGCAGAAGGUGGCAAUUUUUUAAACACUGGGGCAGUGGUAAAUGAUGCAGUGUCCUGUUGUGGCGAAACUGGGGGAAUAGAAGAGAUGGAAGAAGAAGCAACAGCAGAAAAAGGUUUAGAAUGUGGUGGAGUGAGUGAGCUUGAACAGAUUACGAGAAGAGGAGGGGUAAUGCUUUGUAAAAGCUGUCAUUCUAGGAGCUCGUGCUUUCUUUUCCUCCCAUGCAGGCACCUUUCUUCCUGCAAAGUUUGUAACGCUUCCCUCGAGGCUUGCCCCGUUUGCAGAACACCAAAGAAGGCUACCAUUGAGUUGAGACUCUGA
Molecule: messenger RNA, 840 nt
Organism: Sphenostylis stenocarpa
Lineage: Eukaryota; Viridiplantae; Streptophyta; Magnoliopsida; Fabales; Fabaceae
Source: the annotation of a GenBank genome assembly